UGCAUGUAGCCGGAGCAUCAGCUGGAGGAACGAGCCCGGCACCGACCCAACUUGUCCGAACGGAUUCUACAUUCUGCAUCGGGGUGACCAAGCAGCCAUGGCUGAACACAUGAUGAUGCCCAUGACCCACGGCUUCAGGAUGGGCAUGACCGGACCUCCACAGCACAACGGGCAGCCCGGCCUGCGCAGUCUGCCCAACGGCCAGGUGAUGCACUAUGGCAGGAACCCUCAGAACAACAUGGAGGCUGCCAUGAGACAGAGGCAGGGCAUGGUGGGACCUGGUGGCAUGGGUGGCCCUGUGAACGGAGCUCCCAUGGCCAAUCACCACCACCAAAUGAUGUCUGGAAACAUGAUGUACAACGGUCAGGGCCCGCAGCAGCAGCACCACCACAUGCACCCUCAGCAGCAGCAGCAGCAGCAGGGUGGUCAUCCGCAGCAGUACCAUCCUGGUAACCUCACCUCCCAGCAGCUCAUGGCCAGCAUGCACCUGCAGAAACUCAACACUCAGUACCAUGGACACCCGCUGGGCUCAGCCAACGGCCACCAUCUACCCAACGGCGCUCAGUACCGAGUAGGCCCGGCCCAGCUUUCGAGCAUGCAGCACAUUGGUGGUCCUUUGGGACUAAACGGCAUGGACAUGGAUCUGAUUGAUGAGGAGGUUCUUACUUCACUGGUGCUGGAGUUUGGUUUGGAUCGUGUUCAGGAGCUGCCCGAGCUCUUCCUGGGACAGAACGAGUUUGACUUCAUAUCGGACUUUGUGUGCAAACAGCAACCGAGCACGGUGAGCUGUUGAGCGAAGCAACCAGAAGCUGGUUUGGUUUGUUUGGACUGGACACCCCAAAGAGUGACUGAGCGGCCACAGUAGCACAGCGAGAGGAGACAAUCUCUCUGUUCUGUUUGGGUGUUUCUGUGUCUGUGUAUAUGACAGUGUCUAGUACGCGUUCACACUGACCUGCCUGUGAGUUGAUGAAGAAUUGUAAUGAGCAAAAACGCAGAAAAAGCACCAGGUUUCUCGUCUUUGAGUUGGUGCCAGUAAGAUCUGUCGCCUUUGGCCAAAUUGAGGCAUCCUGAUGCAGCGGGCUCUGUCUGUACCCAUCUGGCCCACAGCACAUGUGCCUACAGUGCCAAGGCUUUUGGAUAAUUGUAAAUUUAACAAACACAAUGGGGGAAGGCAACCUGAAAAGACUGUCCAUCUGCGUCUGCUAGAUUCUGUGGCAUCUCUAAAUGUAUUUUAUCUCCGAUGACACCUUCAACUAGUAGCAGGCAUCUUACAAAUUUCUAAAACCUAGUCCUCUGAAUUUGUUUAUACAAGGAUGAAGGGAUUUGGGGAGCAGAGAAUGUUUUUUGUGCUUAUUGAAGGCUGGCUCUUCAAAAAUUGACUUCCUACUAAAGUUGACAUUUGCUUGAAGAGCAGGAGGUUGUGCAGCAUUCCUGGCUGACAUGAUGGGCUUAUCUUAGACUGUUUAGGUGAAAGGUGCCACUUCGAUUAUUUAGCUUUCAGUGUCAUUUACCCGACUGAUAAAAUCUGCUAUCACUAAAUGUAUCACAUCUGAUUCCUUCUAAUUAACUGAGACUGAAUCACUGGCAAAGUAGCACAGAGCUUUUAUCUACAGUCUCACUAUUCCAUGUCAGACAUUCAUGUGAUCAUUGCAAACAAAUCCUGGGUUACUGCUUAGUAGAAGUGCAAGAAUAGUUAGAAAGGGGGUCAAGAAAGAGCAUAAAGGCGGCUUGUUGCAAGACUGAAGACAAGCCAAAAAAAAAAAAGGCAGCCAUGAGACGCUGGUCACAGAACGAAGGUGUGACUUUUCUUUUUUCUUUUUCUAGAUCAGAGUUGUUUAAAAAAGAAAACAGUGUGUGAUUGCCGACUUUGCAUCUGUGUUAUUUGUGUAUGUCUGUGCAGUGAGGCAUUUAAAUCCCAUCGAAUGGCAUCCUCCUACCUAAAACCAUGGCCCCGGUAUGCUGAAGCUGGCAGAAGGCUGUGUGGGGAGAUAGACUUUGGCGUGUGGACACAAUGUGUGGACACAGCACUCCCUGGCAGCACUUAGUUUAAUCAUUAUUUAAAGCUGCCACUACCUGUGGCAUUGAUUUCAUUAGGCUCGAAAAGCGAGCGAGCAGCAAAGUUGUUGUUUUCGCCAUAGAUUAGCUUACUCUGCUGCUUUUCUACUGAUUAGAUUUAAAUUACAUGUUCUCACACGCUUGUCUUAAUUGAGGUCGGCUUGCACAUUCUCCAGUGACUCAAUAAUUAUAAAACGGACAUGUUCUGUGACGCUUGUUUUCUUUUCUUUUUUUUCUUUCUUUCUUUCUUUUUUUUUUUUUAGCUCAGUUGGUAAUUAGAUUUUUGUCAAGGUUGCUGCUUUGCCGCUGCAGGCUGGCUGAGUGAGAAGUUCCUGCACUUGUAUUGCUAUUUGUGGAGCUGUCAGAGGGGUCAGGGCCAUGCUGGUGCACUGUGUUAAUCUGUUCCAAUACAACUGUGCUGCUGUCCUUGUCUUUCUCUGGAGAUCUGCCAUCUCCACGCUCUCCAGUCAAACAAUGGGCAUUGAAACGCUGUUGUAAAGGCAGAAAAAGUGCCAGCGCAAGUUCCUGCUCUGUUGCACUUUCUGCCUGGCAAAACUGCAGCCAGACAAACUCACAACCUCACAGUUCAAAUGAAAAAACAAACUUCUGGCCUUAGUGAGACAGUGGCCUCUGAUUAUGCUAUAUCAAUAAGCGCAGCCUUCUUGUGUAUCGUAUCUUUGUACUGUAGACUAGAGGUGAAGUUGAUCUAGACACAUUUAAGGUACUUUUGAAAAAACAUUGUCAGAUUUAAAUGUAAAUCGGUGACUGAUUUUGAUGUGUUGACAAGAGAUUAUAUCCUACAUUUUUACAAACAAGUGUGUAGAUACAGUAUACUGAUGUUUUUGGGUGCAGGGCCUGAAGCUUUAAGACCAAGUAGACUGCAUGUUAAAGCAAGCGUGAGGGAUGCCACCACUUUCCCACAAAGCAGCUGAGAAUGUACAGUACAACACUUUGUGGGAACUUGUCUUACGAUGGUAGAUAAACGUGUGAGAUUGUACUCCUUGUUCCAAAUUACACAUCAUUCAUUUGGGUAACCCCACCCUCCCCACCCACCCUCCUCCUCCCUUCUUACGUCCCCCAAAGCUUUUGUAAUGUUAUUGAUUCUAUUUUAAGAAAAUGUAUUUAUUUUCAAAUAAAAUAUUUAUUUAAAGA
This is a messenger RNA of Stegastes partitus (bicolor damselfish), 3207 nucleotides long. RefSeq names its product cbp/p300-interacting transactivator 3-like. Gene Ontology annotation, molecular function: transcription coactivator activity. Gene Ontology annotation, biological process: regulation of DNA-templated transcription. Gene Ontology annotation, cellular component: nucleus. Bases 98 to 793 code for a protein of 231 amino acids. The transcript has 2 exons. The record is from RefSeq and is a predicted model, not a curated record. Lineage: Eukaryota; Metazoa; Chordata; Actinopteri; Pomacentridae.